Wasmannia auropunctata (little fire ant) is the source of this 283-nucleotide messenger RNA. Its product is annotated as ATP-binding cassette sub-family G member 1-like. The record is from RefSeq and is a predicted model, not a curated record. The annotation marks the transcript as partial. Gene Ontology annotation, molecular function: ABC-type transporter activity. NCBI's taxonomy places the organism in Eukaryota, Metazoa, Arthropoda, Insecta, Hymenoptera, Formicidae. The transcript is spliced from 3 exons. Gene Ontology annotation, cellular component: membrane.
AAUUACGCUUCUUGCACAAAUGGUCGGAAUACUUGUAGGCACAGCUGUUGACAUUGAGUUAGGUAUAUUUCUAGUUCCGGCAAUCAGUAUACCAUUAAUGCUAUUCGCUGGAUUUUAUGUAAAAUUAGAAGAAAUGCCAACGUACCUGCAGCCUAUAUGCUAUUUAAGCUUUUUCAGAUAUGCAUUUGAAGGAUUAAUGCAGGCAAUCUAUUUUGACCGACCAAAUCUAUCAUGUUCGGAAAUCUAUUGUCACUGGCUGUCUCUUAUACACAUCUCUGAGCGG